Molecule: messenger RNA, 1530 nt
Organism: Cryptomeria japonica (Japanese cedar)
Lineage: Eukaryota; Viridiplantae; Streptophyta; Pinopsida; Cupressales; Cupressaceae
Product: flavanone 3-dioxygenase 2
Exons: 4
Coding region: 54-1172 (372 amino acids)
Source: RefSeq, a predicted model, not a curated record
GCAAUCUGUGUUACUACACAUAUCUAACAAAAAGCGGUGCCCAUCAAAAACGUAUGGCAAAGCAGUUGUUAGCACGAGAGGAGAUUUUGAGGGACGAGAGAAGUUGUUGUAAAAGUUCUGUCAUGUUUUCUGAUAGCAAUCGUUCUCUUCAAAUUCCGAAGGCUUAUAUCAGACCUCCGACAGAGAGGCCGAAAUUUAACGAAGUGGCUUCCUUAGAUAAUAUUUCAGUACUUGACUUAGCUCAUCUGGAUGGCCCCAAAAGGCCUUUGGUCAUUGAUGGAGUUCGAUCUGCUUGUCGGCAAGAUGGUUUUUUUCAGGUUAUUAACCACGGAGUCUCCGACGAAGUCAUCAACCGACUGCUGGAAGUUGCAAAAGAAUUUUUCACCAUGCCCAUUGAGAAGAGAGAGAAGUUCUAUUCUGAAGAUCCUUCUAGUGUUAUUCGCUUGUCAACUAGCUUUAACGUUGAGAAAGAGGAAGUCUACAAUUGGAGGGAAUUCUUGAGGCACCAUUGCUAUCCUUUAGAAAAAUAUGUGGACACCUGGCCAUUGGACCCCCCUGCUUACAGGGAAGCUGUUGGAAAAUAUUGCAUAGAGGUAAGAGCCCUCGCUCUACGCUUGCUAGCUGCCAUUUCUGAGAGCCUCGGACUGGAACCAGAUUUUCUUGAGAAAGCUCUUGGACAACAGGCUCAACAUAUGGCUAUCAACUAUUAUCCUCGCUGCCCAAAUCCUGAGCUCACAUUUGGAUUACCAGCUCAUUCAGAUCCCAAUGCUCUCACAAUUCUUCUUCAAGGAGAUGUCUCGGGCCUUCAAAUUUUCAAGAACGGACAAUGGUGUACUGUGCAGCCCCUACGUAACGCCUUCGUUGUCAAUAUUGGAGACCAAUUGCAGGUUUUGAGCAAUGGAAUAUACAAAAGUGCAAUUCAUCGUGCAUUAGUGAAUGCAGCUGAAGCACGCAUCUCAGUUCCUACGUUUUACUGCCCUUCUCCUGACGCACUGAUUGCUCCUGUUCCAUCGUUAGUCACGAGUGAUCAACCUGCCCAAUAUAGAAAGUUUACAUAUGAGGAAUACUAUCAGAAGUUCUGGAGUAAAACUCUGGAAGGAAAUACGUGCUUAAAUUUCUUUGCUGUUGAUUCUAAAAAUGUAUGUCUACCGACACAAGACAACAACUUGUGACACUAAUACUUGUUACUUUUAGGUAGUUCGUUAUCUUUCUCAUCUGAUGGACUCUGAACGAAUGUCAGAUGUCUAAGUGAUUCUAUUUCCAUGGCUUUUAGGUGUUCUUUUCCGUUGUAGUUCUUUGCGUUUCCAUAAAUUGCAAGGUCUUGCGUUCAUGCACAUUGUACUAUCAGAUGUCUAAGAUUAACCUAAUUUUUUAAGGUUUUCUUUUCCAUUGCAGUUCUUCAUGUUUCCAUAACUUGGAAGCCCUUGGGUCCAUGCAACUUUAUUAUCAUAGAUCUAAACUUAAUGUAAAUUUAUAGUUUCAUAUUGAAGAGCAUAAAUCCUUUUCCUGUGAGAACUAUAUUAAGUAUUU